This is a messenger RNA of Phyllopteryx taeniolatus (common seadragon), 4414 nucleotides long. RefSeq names its product oxidative stress responsive serine-rich 1 (gene oser1). The transcript has 3 exons. Gene Ontology annotation, biological process: cellular response to hydrogen peroxide. The record is from RefSeq and is a predicted model, not a curated record. Bases 3471 to 4316 code for a protein of 281 amino acids. NCBI's taxonomy places the organism in Eukaryota, Metazoa, Chordata, Actinopteri, Syngnathiformes, Syngnathidae.
AAUUCGUUUCUUUGCUUCUUGUUGUCAAGCUUUCGCCUCGCUCGUUCGUUAGCCGAGCGGCUAACAUUAGCCAAGAUGGUGGCAGCAGGCAGCGAUGAGGAAACAUUUUGCUUCAUCUUUUUAGGGCCCGACCAGCGACCGCUGCGAGGUUCUUAUUGUUUUGAAAAAAAUAUAUUCUUAGGAUUUGGCUUAUUAUUAUUAUUAUUAUUAUUACAGUCUUCACAAACAAGGGCAUUUUUGAGGCCCUAAACAUGCACGAAAACUCCUGAAACUUUGCACGCACAUCGGGCUUGACGAAAAAUGUCCUAUUUGAUGGAAGACUGAGAGCAUCGGUGUGAAAGGUUGUUUGUCUCCUUGUGCCCUGCGAUUGGCUGGCGACCAGUCCAGGGUGUAGCCCCCUUCUCCCCCAGAGUCAGCUGGGAUUGGCGCCAGCUCGCCCCAGAGCGACCCUAGUGAUCAUAAGUGGUUCAGAAAAUUGAUGGCUGAUUGGCCUCUGUUGCGCCCCCGAGAAGAAUGCUAAAAGUACAUCAAAGGACUACUCAGUGCUCCGUUGGACCUACGGCUACGAAAAUCGGUUCGCAUGUAAAACGCCUCCAAAUGCACAAAAACGUCAGCACAAGCCAUAUCCUAAACCCAAUAGGAAGUGACCUUUUGGAUAGGAAAUUAGCAAAAUGUUUUCAGCGUUUGUGUCACUUCAAACAUGGUCUGUAACAUCUCAAGCCCUGGGACAUAAAAGUUGCCAACGUACAACACGACGCGGUCGGGCUAGGCUUGGGCAUUGCUUGAAUUUGUGAGAUUCCGAUUCCAAAUGAUUCUCGGUUCCGAUUCUUUUAGGGGGUUCGGUCCAAAAAGUUUGCACGGUUUAAAUUAGUCUUCACACCGAUUUUAUCGGCCUGAUCGGCUUUAAUGUCAUAAUCUGCCGAUUCGAUCGAUGACGUCAUUGAUUGGCUCUGCAAAAGACAUCGUAUACAGACACAUUUGCUCUUUCACGAUUGCACUUUGUCAGACCACUGCAAUAAAAUCCUGUAUUCUUAUACCACCUCAUCCCGUCUUUUACGAUCACUGGGCUUUAUCUCGCCCGGAUACACUCGUUGCCAUGGCCACGACAACAACAGUCGAUCGCGUCUUGUGUAUUAUAAGAGCAAAAUGGGGAAAAACGUGCUGGUGGUCAUCGGUGCUCGGGAGAGGACUUUAAUUCAAGUCUUGCUUGAGGUACGUUCACAUUGCUCCAUCUUGUGAUCGGAUCGGUUAUCAGCGGUUUUUUUGUUUGUUUUUUUUUUAACUCGGUGAUCGGCCCCAAAAAUACCGAUCGUGUAAAGUGUUAAUUUAUAUACACUGUUUGUACCGUUUAUAAAACUACUUAAGAUCUAGAAAUCAUUGUUACAUGGAGAUGUGACGCAGGGUGUGUUGACUGGUGCCAGCAGUGUGCUGGAUGUGCAGCAGGUUAGGGUGAUUAAGGAUAGAGAUGGAAAUGUGUUGACUGGGGCCAGUAGUGUGCUGGAUAGAUGGAAAGAAUACUUUGAGGAGUUGAUGAAUGAGGAAAAUGAGAAGGAAGCGAAGAAUAGGCAAGAAUAGAAGAGGCAAGUGUGGUCGGCCAGCAAGUAGCAAUGAUUAGUAAGGGGUUAGUUAGAAAAGACAUUGAAGAGGAUGAAGAAUGGAAAGGCAGUUGGUCCUGAUGACAUUCCUGUGGAGGUAUGGAAGCAUCUAGGAGAGUUUUUGACCAGCUUGUUCAAUAGAAAUCUACCAGGUGAGAAGAUGCCUGAGGAAGGGACGAAACGUGUUCUGGUGCCCAUUUUUAAGAACAAGGGUUUUGUGCAGAGCUGUGGGAACUCUAGAGGAAUAAAGUGGAUGAGUCACACAAUGAAGUUAUGGGAAAGAGUCGUGGAGGCUAGAAGUGAGUAUUUGCGAGCAACGGUAUGCUGCCGUGCCUAGAAAGAGGACCACAGAUGCAUUAUUUGCCUUGAGGAUGUUGAUGGAAAAGUACAGAGAAGGUCAGAAAGAGCUACAUUGUUUCUUUGUAGAUCUAGAGAAAGCCUAUGACAGAGUACCCAGAGAGGAACUGUGGUACUGCAUGCGCAAGUCUGGAGUGGCAGAGAAGUAUGUUGGAAUAAUACAGGACAUGUACGAGGGCAGCAGGACAGCGGCGAGGUGCGAUAGAGGAGUGUAAGCUAGAGGUGGGAGUGCAUCAGGGAUCAUCCCUGAGCCCCUUCCUGUUUGCAGUGGUGAUGGAUAGGCUGACAGAUGAGGGUAGACUGGAAUCCCCGUGGACCAUGAUUAGGGUUGGGCAUCGAAAACCGAUUGGAACCGGAACUAACGUUCAAAUAAAAAAAUUUCGGUUCCCAGUUUCGAUGCAUGCAGUCCUCCCACCACGAAGAAGAAGUGGCGAAAACCAACGAAGAACGCGCAUGAAAGCGUGCUUGGCGGCGAACAAAAGUGUGUUCAAAUGAAUGACCAGUCGCCUCGGUGCGACGUGUAGCGUCUGACGCGCGGAGCUUCGGUCGAGUCAAUAAAAUACGUCAACGCCAACAUGGAGACGGCUAACGACGUAAACGUUUGGUUGCACUUUUAUGGUUGCGUUUAGUUCAGUCUUCGACGUAAGCACCGAUGACCAAAAAAACCAGAGCUUAACAUUGAGCUCAAAGUUUACCGUAGCAACGUUACAUCACAAUGAAUUGAGACCAAAUUCACAUAAACGUCUCACAGUAUCACAAGGACGGACUAACCUUGUACCUCAUCGGUGAAAAUCGGGAAAGGAAUCCGCGUUUUAGAGUAUUUUGUUGUAUCCAUUUUAAAAAAAAAAUGAAGUUUGAAGUGAGGAAGUCAAGUUCAAACUUUCACAUAGGAAACAUUUGACGUGAUGAAAGAGUCCCAAAUAACUAUUUGAACUAUGCUAUAUUUAACAUUUAGCUGACAAAUGUCAUCAAUGAAUAUGAAGUGAGUUUUAGUUUUAGUUCCUCGGUUUGAUAUUGAUGCGAGCCAAAUGUUCCUUUUCGUCUCCGCAGCGGGCUGCUCGGGAAAUGGAUGUUCAUCAUUUGGACGCCCUUUAUGGAAACCACGCAAACUUUGUGCCACGUAUUUACAAGCUAUGCCGGCGCACGGCAAAAAACAAUCAAAGGGUUCCGCCGAAGCAACUUUUGUUGAACUGAUGCUGUUUGCGGACAUUUUUCAGCAGGAGGCAUUCAUUAUCGCAGAACUCGCGCAAAGGUGGCGAUUCCGUUGCUCCUGAAAUGCCAUCAAAAUCAGGUGUCAAAUCCUGAACGGCAGGCCAUUUUCAGGAAGUCGUCGAAGCGCUAAGCGGUUGUCGGUGCGACCUCCAGUGGACAAAGCGAGCAACAACAGUUGCGCUCAUUGACAAAUGGACUUGUUUAUAUCGCUUCAGUUUUAGCGAUCCAUGAAACGUAAGCCAAAUAAGAGGCGAAGGAAUAAUUGCCGUUGUUUACGUGUCAGCUGGGGUCCGCGGCGGGUCCACCAUGGCAGCGGGGGGUCCGGAGCGCGAGGACGAAACGCUGCGGACGGCCUUCAAGAAGCUGCGAGUGGACGCCGACAGCGCGCUCGCCGCCGUUCCCGAGACGCCUCGAGCGGCGGCGCGGGAUGCCGGCGCGCCCAAGUCCAAACACGGCGGGACCAAGGACAACUGGCACGGCUGCGUGAGGAAAACGUCACGAGGACCGAGUCGAACGCAGCGGCGGCGGCGCUCCAAGUCUCCCAUCCUGCACCCCCCGAGGUUCACCUUCUCCACAAUGCCGCCCCCCGCGGGAGCCCUCCAGCACCACACGGAGCUCGGACCCGCAUCCCCCGCCGGCUUCGGAGCCCCGUGCGCUAGGGCGACGCCCGUCGGGGGGGCACCGCGAGAUCUCCCGGCUGCCGCUUCCCCAUCUGAUCUUCCCGGGAAGGACGAGGAAGGUUCAGGAAGCGUUCGGGAAAGGGACAGCGGCGACUUUGGAGUUUUAUCCCAGCGUCGCGGCGGCGGCCCGUGCACGUGUCCGCCCCCAGACGGCGACACGGAGGGCCGGGACAAAGCGAGCGGCGCGGCGGCCCCGUGCGGCUGCGCGUUCAAAGUAGGCGCUUGGGGCGGCGCGGCGGCGUAUUCGUUCACCGGACUGCGCGACGUCAUCUCGGAGUGCGAGCGGCGCGGCCGGGCCCCGCCCGCCAGGACCGGCGGCGCCGCCCUCUCGCCGGCCUCCCCUCGCUCGUGCUCGUCGCAGGCGCUCGUCUCCGUCGACGACGUCACCAUGGACGACCUGGCGGGAUACAUGGAGUUCUACCUCUACAUCCCCAAGAAGAUGUCGCACAUGGCCGAGAUGAUGUACACGUGAACACGUGACGAUCACGUAUGAAGACAGAAUGAUCACGCGAUGACGUACACGCAGUUUCUUCCUGCUGUUCCUGCUUCAAUAAAGUUCAAUGUUUGAAA